Molecule: messenger RNA, 2930 nt
Organism: Myotis davidii
Lineage: Eukaryota; Metazoa; Chordata; Mammalia; Chiroptera; Vespertilionidae
Gene: CMTM6
Product: CKLF like MARVEL transmembrane domain containing 6
Exons: 6
Coding region: 1-432 (143 amino acids)
Cellular component (GO): membrane
Source: RefSeq, a predicted model, not a curated record
AUGUUCCGCAUACAGCUGUUGCUGUCUUUGCUGGCCUUUAUCUGUGAAGAAGUCGUAUCACAGUGCACUUUGUGCGGAGGACUUUACUUUUUUGAAUUUGUAAGCAGCAGUGCCUUUCUCCUUUGUCUCCUUAUGCUGAUAGUGUACUGCACUCCGGUUUAUGACAAAGUCGAUGCUGGAAAAGUCAAGUCCUCGGAUUUUUACAUUACUUUGGGGAUAGGAUGUGUGUUUUUGUUGGCGUCCAUCAUUUUCGUUUCCACGCAUGACCAAACCUCAGCUGAAAUUGCUGCAAUUGUGUUUGGAUUUCUAGCAAGUUUUAUGUUCCUGGCUGACUUUGCCAUUAUGGCGUAUGAGAAGCGACAGGAGUCCCAGAAGAGAAAACCUGAGGCCACUGUUAGGGCAGAGGCCCUCACUGAACCACUUAAUGCUUAAAGACUUGAGGGAGCAGGCGUUACGGAAGGCAGCAACUGCGUGGUAUCUGAGCCCGGGCAGAAGCACGUGUACUAUCUGUGUAAUUGCUAAACCACUUUUGAAGAGCAAGGGGAAGCGUCAGGAGGCAAUGUUGUCAAUAUUGGACAGUAUGUUAGUCACCACAAGUUAGGCCAGGGUUUUUGUUUUUUUUUUUUAUAACAUUUGAAACUUGUAUUAUGCAGUCUAUUAUUUUUGGGGGUGGGGUGGGGAGGGCAGUUUCUUUAAAUCACAGCUCACUGAUAAAUUAUUCUGUUAUUGUUACUAGGCUUAGCUUUCAAAUGAUUCUUUAUAGCUAUAUAAACAGCAUGAUUAAGUUAAUCCAUUUAGAUAUUACUUCAUUUUUAAGUUAAUUUGCUUCACUAUGAGGUUGUUUUUUGAUGAUUAGAUAAAAUUUAAUGUAUAUUUAAAUUUUAAAUAUUGGUCUAGGUUUUUUCCUUAAAAUAUAAUACUUAGGCUUUACUGUAUCUUCCUUGGCCUUAAAAUUAUAUUGUAACAUUUUAAGACAAUUGUUAUAAGCUCUUCUGUUGCCUAAUAGCGUAUGGGAGAUGUUGGUAUUUUAUAUGUAUAACCCAAUAUUUAUACUGCACUUUGGUGGUUAUUGAUAUCAAGCGGGGAAAAAAAAGAUUUUUAUGUAACACAUAGAAAAAUGGAAUAAACUGAUAUCACACCUAAGGACCAAAGAUGAUAAAGGCAUACUCUUUGUGCAAUACAGUGAAAUUAUAAGAGCAGGCUUCAGCCACUCACCAAGUGUCUGCAGAGGUGAGUUCAUACUGUGAGAGAGGGUUCAUUCUCCUAUUGGCACAUGAUUAUUUCUACUGAAAUCGAAGCGGCUCUGCAGGUCCUCCUCGGUGUGUUCUGUGGAGCCAGUUUCCGUUUUAAAACCCCAGCCUGCGAUUUUCCAUCUGUCUGAGAUGCUUGCAUUUCUGUCUCCGGACCAGGGUGGUCUGCACACUGCUUCCCCGUCAAGCAGAGGUGGGCCUCUGGCUCUUCCUUGUUGGCAGUGCCUUUCGAGGGCCCAGGAUCUUGGGCUCUUUUGUUGCCUAGCGUGUUCGCACGGUCCUUAGGGUUUUGUUCCCACAGAGGCACUGCUCUGUUUUCCCUUUGGAGGAGACCUUAAAGUGAACAUCUAGCAAAUCUUGCCUAGGUUAAUACCGUUGAUGGUGUAGGGAGUAGUCUUACUAUUCUCAAGAGACACUUCAUAACCAGUUCUGAUAAUCAGGAAGAAUUGUCGGCUGUUGGGUCCCAGACUAGAUCUUUCUUGUCCUCCUCCUAGAUUUUUGACUCAAGACUUUGGUGUUAAGGUGCUGAACUGUGCGUCAGGUCCUGAAGGACUUUGGUGGAGGGCCCCCCGGCUAGGCAUCCUAGGUUUUCUGUCUGAAAAAGUGGAAUCGUGUUUCCAAUGAGGCAGUUUAAUGAUCCCAUCCUUUCUUAACUUCUCAUCUGCCUGUUGUAGACAGGUUUUAGCUACAUCAAUGUGGCUAAUGUGGCUCUCAAAAAUUAGUCCUGACGGCCAGGCACAGCUUCUGUUCUGGCUUAGUGACUGAGGACUUACUAUUUGAACCAGAGUUUGGAUGCUAGUGCGAGUGGCGACGUCACCAAUACCUGCUUGGGAGAUAAGGAAACCAGUCAUGGAUGCUGAUGUUACUGGGCGUGCCAUCUAAGGGAGGAGAAAUAGCCGGGGCUUGGGCUCAAGAAUAAAGACUGGUUCAAAAAUAGCCAGCUUAUGAUAGGCAAGUUCUGGAAUUUCACAUCAAACUACUGUACCAUUGCCAUUGUAAAUAUCACCUCAAUCCAGCUAGAGUUGACAGCAAACCAUCUGCACUACCUCGGGGUCCCCACCCCUGCAUUGGGUUUGGUGGCCUUGUCCUCAGCUGGCUUCACACAUAGAGCUGGCAUGAGCUUAAGCCCUGGUUGUUCUGACGGUUCACUUCUGUUUGUUUUCUUGGCAUGGGACCACUUAAUCUUUGCCUUUUCAGAAGGAUAAUAUAUUCACUGGCAUUUUUGGUCUCUCUGGAACCUUUCCUCACAUUGAUUUUUAUGGGACUUACAACUGAUUAGCCUCCCUCUUCUAUUGUAGAAGAAAUUAGGAGUAAAAAGACCAUUGUGGUAAAUAACAAAGUUCAAGGAGAACUUGAGACCAAAACCACGGUUACGUACAGGAAAAGGCAGACUCAGUAAACUCAAGGUUAAAAAUUAACAGCUAUGAUAAAAUUGUUAUAUUUUAUACAAAUAAACUGUUUAGAAUGGUUUUUAAAAAUCAUAAGGGAAAUGCUUACAACAUAACAAUUUUAUAAUUGCUGUACUUAUAUUCUGUUUUGGGACUGGGAAAUGUAUUUUUACAUUGUUUAUAGCCAAUCAUUUUUGUAUUUAUCAAUUAAAAUUCUUUGGGUCUUUUUUAUCUCUCUUCAUGUCAAAUUUUGUAGUCUUCUUUUUAAAUAAAUCCAUCUUAUUGUCCCUAA